Molecule: messenger RNA, 1231 nt
Organism: Gasterosteus aculeatus aculeatus (three-spined stickleback)
Lineage: Eukaryota; Metazoa; Chordata; Actinopteri; Perciformes; Gasterosteidae
Gene: vbp1
Product: von Hippel-Lindau binding protein 1
Biological process (GO): protein folding; tubulin complex assembly; microtubule-based process
Cellular component (GO): prefoldin complex; cytoplasm
Molecular function (GO): tubulin binding
Source: RefSeq, a predicted model, not a curated record
ACUGGCAUUAAAACACGCGAAGAAGAAGAAAAAGAAGGCGUUAGCUUCUCUCCAAGAUGGCUGCGACCAUCGACAACAGCGAUGCCGUUCAGGCGACCAAGAGAAAGCACCUCGGGAUCCCCGAAGCGGUGUUUGUGGAGGACGUGGACUCUUUCUUGAAGCAGCCGGGCAACGAGACGGCCGACGCAGCACUGAGGAAGCUGGACGAACAAUACCAGAAGUACAAGUACAUGGAGCUCAACCUGUCCCAGAAGAAGCUCAGGUUGAAAAGCCAGAUCCCACAAAUCAUUCAGACGCUGGAGAUCCUCCGACACAUGCAGAAGAAGAAGGAGACCACGGCGCCCAUGCAGACCCACUUCAUGCUGGCCGACAACGUUUACUGCAAGGCCUCGGUGCCCCCCACCGACAAGGUCUGCCUCUGGCUGGGGGCGAACGUCAUGUUGGAGUACGACAUUGACGAGGCCCAGGCGCUCCUCGAGAAGAACCUGUCCACGGCAUCCCGCAACCUGGAGACACUCGAGGACGACCUGGACUUCCUGCGAGACCAGUUCACCACCACCGAAGUCAACAUGGCACGCGUCUACAACUGGGACGUGAAGAGACGGAGCAAAGAGAACAUCCUCAAGUUAGCAGACAAGUCUUAAUACCAACAGAGCAACACACACACACACACACCUCUGCUCAGCAUCUUCUCCUUUAAGAAAUCUACAAACCACAGAGCUCGGCGGAUAAGAGGGCGCGUCAAAAGUGUGUGUGCUUGUUCUUAUCUCCCUCGGGUGGUUAAAUCAAGCACGCAUCCUUAACUCGGUGUCAUCUUGAACCCUCUGAAGUCAAACUGUUCUUGUUCAUUUGUUACAGUAUUUUUUUCAAGUAAAAACUGAGGCAGCAAGGCCAUUUGUUUGUCGUCUUUUGAAUGAUUUCAGCGUGUGAGAUUCUCUUGCGUCGCCUUCUUCUGUCUCCUCUCACCAGUCUGCUCCACCACGACGUUCACGGGAAAGGUUUUGUUUUUUUAUUUGUUGCUUAACUGUUGAAAAUCGUUGUGUAGAAAUCACACUCGGUAGAAUCCGGCUUGCAGGAGGACGACGAUCACAAGUGAGACGAGUUGUGCUUCAGGACGGUAGUCCUGCUCUUCCUGGUCCUGCUCCUCCUGGCCGCUGUUCUGUCUGUAUUUAUUUUUCUCCCUGUAUUCAUUAAGCAUUGAAUGAAGUAAAGGAACAUUUGCGCAAAGAGA